This is a messenger RNA of Carica papaya (papaya), 1008 nucleotides long. Lineage: Eukaryota; Viridiplantae; Streptophyta; Magnoliopsida; Brassicales; Caricaceae. The record is from RefSeq and is a predicted model, not a curated record.
CUCUCUUCCUCCUCCUCCUUUUUCACUCAUCCUUCUCCUUCAACCAAUCUAACACAGAACACACUUUUCUUCUUCUUCUUCUUCUUCUUCUUCUUCAUCAUCCUUUCUUUCUUUCUCUGCUGUAAUUGAUUACAGUAGUGAUUGGUGUUGAAGGAAGCUGGUAGUUCUGUGUUAAUGGAAGCCACAACGAGGUCAUCGCCAUUGCAGGAGACCUAUAAAAACAUCCCACCAUCAUCAUCUUCCACAACCUCCCCAACCAGUUGCAGCACCAUUAAUGGCUGUCAAAUCCAUAACCCACCUCUUUCACCACUACCCAUCACCAGAUCUGACUCUUCAAACCCUUACCCCACUACCUUCGUUCAAGCCGACACCUCAACUUUCAAACAAGUCGUUCAAAUGCUCACCGGCUCCACAGACACCGCCAAACAAGCUUCGUCUCCACAAGAUCCGCCAUUGAUGAACACCACCACCACCACCAUUAAUAACAACACCAAGUCCUUUGUAAUUCCACCUAUCAAGACUACGACGCCUAAGAAACAAAGCAGCAGCUUCAAAUUGUACGAGAGAAGACAUAAUUAUAAUCUCAAGAACAGUCUCAUCAUCAACACCUUCAUGACUGCUUCUUCUUCUUCUUCUUCUUCUCCUGCUGUGAAUUUUAGUAGUAGUGGUGUUAAUCAUGGGUUCUCGCCGAGGAAGCCGGAGAUCUUAUCCCCGAGCUUGCUUGACUUCCCUAAGCUCGUGCUGAGUCCUGUUACGCCGUUGAAUGAAGACCCAUUUAACAAGUCGUCGCCGUCGACGGUCGGAAACUCGUCGGAGGAAGAGAGAGCGAUUGCAGAGAAAGGAUUUUACUUACACCCAUCACCCAUUUCUACGCCUAGAGACUCGGAGCCACAGCUCUUGACGCUUUUCCCGUUGACUUCGCCGCGAGUUUCGGGUUCUUCCUCUUAAAAAGGAAACAACUCCAUAGAGAGGGAGUUGCAGAGUAGGGUUUGAUUUGAGUUGAAUGAA